UACCUCGGGUCAUAACAAACAUGUUUACGGGGGGUCGUUGGCGUGUGGAGCUGCCUUGGAGCUAAAUAUUAGCUCUUAAAAGCGGCAGGAGCGCGAUGCUCGUUGCGACAGAAACACAGGACUUCCACGUCCCCGACAGCUGCUGAAGAAGCAGAGGUGGGCAGGAUGGCGGCGGAGCAGAAGGUUGCCGGCAGGUCCGGAGUUGCGAUCUCCAUGGUGCAGCAGAUGCUGGCCUCUGGCACCGGGGCGGUCCUCGCAUCUUUAUGUGUCUUACCUCUGGACGUCGUGAAGGUUCGUCUGCAGACUCAACAAACGUUGUCCCACCAAGCUGUAGCCGGUGCCUCUGCUCCCUCACCCUGCGCCGUCCAUCCGUCCAAAUGGAAGUGUUUCGUUCACCGUAACAGACUCUUGAAUCACAUCUACGUCAGUCAGAACGCGACCAGCUGCACCAGGUGGUACAACACGCCAACGCAUUUCAGUGGGACACUGGAUGCUUUUGUGAAAAUCAUUCGACAUGAAGGACUCGCGUCUCUGUGGAGCGGGCUACCACCAACCCUUGUGAUGGCCGUACCUGCCACUGUCGUCUACUUCACCUGCUACGAUCAGCUGAAAGACCUCCUGACGUCCGGUCUGGGUCUCCAGGGCAGCCACACCCCUCUCCUCGCCGGUGCUACGGCAAGACUGACAGUAGCGACGGUGGUCUGUCCUCUGGAGUUGAUCAGGACUAAGAUGCAGUCGCGGCGUUUGUCCUACAGUGAGCUGCGGAUGGCGCUGCGCUCCGCUCUGGCCCAGGACGGCCCUCGGUGUCUGUGGAGAGGCUGGUCUGCCACCACGCUCCGAGAUGUUCCCUUCUCUGCUGUUUACUGGUUUAACUAUGAACUGGUGAAGGCUCAUUUAUGUGAACGGACAGGGGAACCUCAGGCCUCCUUCAGCAUCAGCUUCUUGGCAGGAGCCAUUUCUGGAUCUAUUGCCGCCUUCCUGACGAUGCCGUUUGACGUGGUGAAGACUCGGAGACAGAUCCAGCUGGGAGACGUGGACAUACGGGAAGUUUUCUCAAAGAAUACCACAGCGUUGUCCACGUGGCGCACGAUGAAGAAGAUCCGGGCAGAGUUGGGCUACAGAGGCCUGUUCGCAGGUCUCUUGCCCAGGGUGAUCAGGGUGGCGCCAGCCUGUGCGAUCAUGAUCAGCACAUAUGAGUUUGGGAAGAGUUUCUUCCAGGAGUGGAACAUGAAUCGAGAGCGCCCGGCACCCUGAAGGCUGCUCGUGCGACGCUGCAUGUUUCCCAGAUGCAUACAGGACACAUUUCUUUUCAGCUGCCUCGCAGCUGCCUCACACCAAAACACGUACUCAAAACAAUUUUAUUUUAAAAAUGUAGUUUAUUUAGGGGGUAAAUUUUAGUUUAUUUAGGGGGUAAAAUUUAAGUAAAUUAUGAAUGUAGGUUUUAUCAGUUUGCAUAUAUUUUUUAAAACAAUCAUGUUUCGUCACUUAAUAUACCUUAAACUUCAAACCUGGACACUGAGGGACUCACUGAGGACCAAGCCUAUCACCGCAUACAUUUUCCAAAUCGUGAUAAAUGUCAUGUUCAUUCCUGUUCAUUUUUUUUUUGCUCCUGACUGAAAGUUGAAGGAACCAGUGAACUGUGCCGUUAGCCAGAUAUUCUGCACAAUCUCCACAUGAAGUGUCAAAAAUGCUGUCGACCCCUUUCUUUAAAUGGGUUAUAAUGCGAUCGUAUUGCGAUAAUUAAUCAAUUAAUUAAUGUGAAUUCUGGCCACCAGCCUUACUGAGGUGUCCUUGAUAAUAUUUGUGCUUGAAGGGACCUGGAUCCCACAGACCUCCACAUGUGCAACCCAGGACUUUAGAGGGGCGGGACUGUGCUGAAGAACACAUUUUCCAGCUGUUUAAGCCGACUGUUAACACUUUCAUGAUGUCGUGCUUGUUUGGCGCUUCAACUUCUUUUUUAAUGCCACCUACUGGACUGAAGUUGUAGUGCACUUUCCUAUAAGACUCCUCCGCAUGUCAUCAGCCUGAUUUCUUUUAAAUACAUUUUCCUUAACUUUGAGGUGCGGUUGGAAACGCAAAACCACACAGAUUAGCAGGAAUUAUGUGUAGUUCUGAAGUUUUGAUAAUGACACUGAAGCCACUCGAGGGUGAGGUUUACUAAAGCUUGGUAUGGGACAUUUUUUUUGUUUUUACUACAUCCACACUGUUGCAUGCAUGCAAAGGGAAAUGUCGCCAUACCCGUGUUUUCCGCAUGGCCUGAUAUCACUUGCAUGACACGCAGCUGAGAGAAGAAGCUAGUCACCGUGCUACAAUCGCCGUAUCGACUUUAACCUGGAUGUUAAAGUUCCUGUAAAGUUCUUGAACGAAGAGUUUCUCCUUCAACACAGAAAAAUGUGCUAAUAACCACUUUGCCAAAUUUGAAUGAUUUUGGUGUCAGUUUAAUGACGUACUGUACACAAACCCUGUUUGUGCUGACUUUUGUUUCUUUAGUCUUUGUUUUUAACAUCGCGGUGUAGACACAGAAAGAUGAAUAAAUAAACUGCUGAUUAAAAAUCGCUCAGGGUUGAGUUAUGACAAUAAUGAAUCCACUGCGUCGCUGAGCCACAUUUUUAGACCAAGGAAGCGGUCUAAAAUAAUAAUUAUUAUAAUAAUAAUAAUAAUGUAAAAUGAGAAGAGGAGAAACUCCUGCGUUUGCUUUACAUGGACUUUUAACGCACAUGGAAGUAUGGAAUUCAGAUUUGUGUCGAAUAUUACAUUAGAAUACACAAAAUAAAAAUAGCGACAAAUUGUAAAAUGCAAUCAUUUUGAAUGAUUAAAGCGAUAUUUUGAUUUUGUGGUUUCAUUUUUAUUUUUGCUCGAUUCAAAAAGUGUUGUUUGAUAAUAAUUUGAUACAAAAACUAAUUCCACACACAGAGAAGAUUUGAAUAUUUCGAUCAUUUUAAAAGCACUUUACAUUUGCAACACAAGAGCUGACAAAACAAAAAUCACAAUAAACAAUUUUUUUGUUUUGUUUUAAACGUCCGUUGAAUGUUUUUCUCUGUUCUCGAAGGUGAAAGGUUUUUAGUGGUGCAUGGGUACAUUUUUAUAUUUAAACAUAUCAGAAGAAUAAAUGACUGCUGAAAAAAGACAUGAAUGAAAGCCACUGCAGCUAAAAGAUGUUCAUCUUCUCUCUGUUUUCCAUCAUUCUGUUCAAUGAAACAAAAAUGUUGCCGCCUGAAUUUAAAAGAUGUGCUUUGUUUUUUUUAUUAUGAAUGAAAUGGAGUAAAUAAAGAGGUAAAAGAGCUUGAA
Molecule: messenger RNA, 3288 nt
Organism: Solea solea (common sole)
Lineage: Eukaryota; Metazoa; Chordata; Actinopteri; Pleuronectiformes; Soleidae
Gene: slc25a39
Product: solute carrier family 25 member 39
Exons: 12
Coding region: 166-1254 (362 amino acids)
Biological process (GO): mitochondrial transmembrane transport
Source: RefSeq, a predicted model, not a curated record